Messenger RNA from Sphaeramia orbicularis (orbiculate cardinalfish), 1227 nucleotides. RefSeq names its product lipase maturation factor 1-like. Gene Ontology annotation, biological process: protein maturation. The record is from RefSeq and is a predicted model, not a curated record. Lineage: Eukaryota; Metazoa; Chordata; Actinopteri; Kurtiformes; Apogonidae. Gene Ontology annotation, cellular component: endoplasmic reticulum membrane.
ACCACUCCCUGGUCAAUGUGGGACAGCUGUGGUUGGGAGAGCCAGCUGUUGGAGACGGGCUUUCUGGCCAUUUUCUUGUGUCCUGUAUGGACUCUGUCCCAGAUCCCCCGCCGCUGUCCCCCCUCCCUCAUCUGCAUCUGGACCUUCAGAUGGCUCAUUGUUCGCAUCAUGCUGGGAGCGGGUCUCAUUAAAAUCAGAGGCGACAAAUGCUGGAGAGACCUGACCUGCAUGGACUAUCACUAUGAGACCCAGCCAGUUCCAAACCCUGUGUCCUACUACUUGCAUCGCUCCCCGUGGUGGUUCCAUCGCUUUGAAACCUUGUCAAAUCAUUUCAUAGAGCUCAUUGCCCCCUUCUUUACCUUCCUUGGCAGACGGAUGUGCAUGGUCAAUGGAGUGAUCCAGAUCCUGUUCCAGGUUGUUCUUAUUUUAAGUGGAAACCUCAGUUUCCUCAACUGGCUGACCAUAGUUCCAAGUCUGGCCUGUUUUGAUGAUAAAUCACUGGCCUUUUUGUUUCGCUCUGGAGCCAAGAAAACAGUCCUGGAGAUACAGAAUGAAGCUAGAGCUGGACGUCCUCCUAAACCCACCAGAGGUAUACUGAUGCGUCGAGUGGUGAAUGUAUCGUUGGCUGUUCUGAUUGGCUACCUCAGCAUUCCUGUGGUGAUGAAUCUGUUGAGUUCAAGGCAGGUGAUGAACACCUCAUUUGACCCGCUGCGCAUCGUCAACACGUAUGGAGCCUUUGGAAGCAUCACCAAAGAACGGACCGAGGUGAUUUUCCAGGGCACUCUGGCCAAAGAUCCCAAAGACCCUGAGGCCAUAUGGGAGGAGUACCAGUUCUUGUGUAAGCCGGGAGACGUUAACCGGCGGCCGUGCCUCAUAUCGCCGUACCACUACCGACUGGACUGGCUCAUGUGGUUCGCUGCAUUCCAGACCUAUGAACAGAGCGAGUGGGUGAUCCACAUAGCAGGUCGUCUUCUUGCCAAUGACAGCACUGUCCUUUCACUGAUGGACCACAAUCCAUUCCAGGACAGAGGAACUCCCAGGUGGGUUAGAGGAGAACAUUUCAGAUAUAAGUUCAGCCAGCCGGGCAGUUCCCGUGCAGCGCAGGGGAAGUGGUGGCUGAGGAAACGCAUUGGAGCCUACUUCCCUCCUGUGGACCUGGAAGGACUCAGGGGCUAUUUCCAGUCCAGGAACUGGCCACAUCCACACAUACCACAGAAGAAGAGCUAG